This is a messenger RNA of Myxocyprinus asiaticus (Chinese sucker), 2949 nucleotides long. RefSeq names its product tumor susceptibility gene 101 protein-like. Gene Ontology annotation, biological process: endosome to lysosome transport; protein modification process; protein transport. Gene Ontology annotation, cellular component: ESCRT I complex. The transcript has 10 exons. Gene Ontology annotation, molecular function: ubiquitin binding. Lineage: Eukaryota; Metazoa; Chordata; Actinopteri; Cypriniformes; Catostomidae. The coding region runs from base 300 to 1481 and encodes 393 amino acids. The record is from RefSeq and is a predicted model, not a curated record.
GGAAGUAUGACUAUCACUGUUGUGACGCUCACUACGUUCAUUUUGUUUACCUUCCUCGUAAUGAAUUACAGUUGACUUUACGUAUAUUUGAUUAAUUUUCAUUAACUAUAAUUCAUUUGAUAUUAAUGAGUUAUUAAAGUCUCUAGAGCGUAUUUGAGGCUCAUAGCAGGCGAUAAAAAUAGUGCUUCCGGAUUAUCAGCAGGCCUGAGCUCAGCCGCACAGACACUUUUCAAAUUGCACACAUUUAUUCUUUAUUUCCUCAGGAGUUUAGUGUAUUUAUUUAUAUUGUGUAGUCAAUCAUGGCUGUUGUCAACGAAGGAGCUCUUAAAAAAAUGUUGAAGCAAUACAAAUACCGAGAUCUCACUGCCCGGGAGAUAACAAAUGUCAUCUCUCAGUACAAAGAUCUUAAACCUGUGAUGGAUGCUUACACGUUUAAUGACGGCUCCUCCAGAGACUUAAUGAGCCUUACAGGGACUUUACCUGUUAGUUAUAGAGGGAAUGUGUACAAUAUCCCCGUGUGCCUCUGGUUGUUGGACAUGUAUCCCUACAAUCCUCCUAUUUGUUUUGUGAAGCCCACCAGUGCGAUGAUGAUAAAGACUGGCAAACACAUUGAUGCCAACGGGAAGAUCUACCUGCCCUAUCUGCAUGAGUGGAAACAUACCCAUCAGUCUCAGUCAGAUCUGUAUGGGCUCAUCCAGGUGAUGAUUGUUGUGUUCAGUGAGGAGCCGCCUGUGUACUCCAGACCCACCACACAACCUCCAUACCAGACCUUCCAGGCAGCUGGACCGCCCAACCAGUCCUAUAUGCCUGGAAUGCCUACAGUAUCUACCUACGGGCCAAACCCGAACUCAUGUGGAUACCCAGGUUACCCUUAUCCAGGAGGGAAUGCUUAUCCUGCUACAGGUGGUCCAGCACACUACACUUCCCAGACCCCUGUCACGACCGUGGGUCCAAAUCGUGAUGGUACCAUCAGUGAGGACACCAUCCGAGCAUCACUGAUCUCGGCUGUGAGCGAUAAACUGCGCUGGAGAAUGAAAGAAGAGAUGGACAGAGCGCAGGCUGAGCUGGACGCUCUGAAGAGGACAGAGGAGGACUUGAAGAAAGGACACCAAAAGCUAGAGGACAUGGUGUCUCGCCUGGACCAGGAAGUGGCUGAUGUGGACAGAAACAUUGAGCUCUUGAAGAAGAAGGACGAGGAACUGAGUGAAGCUCUGGAGAAAAUGGAGAACCAGUCGGAAAACAACGACAUUGAUGACGUAAUCAUCCCCACAGCUCCACUGUACAGACAGAUCCUAAACCUGUACGCGGAGGAGAACGCCAUUGAAGACACCAUCUUUUACCUGGGAGAAGCCCUGCGUAGAGGAGUCAUCGACCUGGAGGUCUUUCUCAAGCAUGUGCGACUGCUGUCCCGCAAACAGUUCCAGCUGCGAGCACUCAUGCAGAAAGCACGGAAGACCGCUGGACUCAGUGACCUUUACUGACCCUACUGCCACCAAUACACCCCCUCCCCCCUUACACACACACACACACACACACACACACACACACACACACACUUCAGUUCUGAUCACAUGGCCCAUACUCUCUUUAAUCUACUCGCUUUUUGUGUAAAUGCAGAUCAGGUAUGAUAUUUGAAAUCUCCUGAGCAUUAGAUGUAAAGAUGUCAUCUCAUGAAAACAUGUACAGGUCAUAUUUUACCCCACAAUCAAAAGACCAAAAAAAAUAAAUAAAAAAGAAAUUAUAUUUUCAUAUUUUCCAUGAAGACAGUGAAGUGUAUUUUUAGGACCAUAAAGAUGUUUUGCAUUGUGACCUUAUUUUCAUGACAAUUUAGCACAUUUUCCAACCAAAUUUUCAAACUGGUACAGUGAUGUGUACAGACAUUUGACUUUUUUGUUGUUGUGGUUGAAUUCUCAUUAACAUUUAUGAUUGUAAUAUACAGUAAUAACGUUUACUGUAUAAGUCAGCAUAAAUUAAAAAUCCUUCAAAUACUACCACAUGUAUAAAUAAUUUAUAAAAUAUAUUUUUUCACAUUAUGAAAAUGAAAUAUACAUUUUUGCAUUACGGUAAUGACAAUGUGUCUUAAUUCAAAAUAAAUGAGCGGUUCAAAAAACAACCUUUGUUUAUACAAAAUAUUCUUAAUUUAUUUCUUUUGAUUUUGGGGUGAAAUAUGACCUGGAUAAGUGAGAUUCAGCCAUACAGUAAACAUCAUGUUCUUGCUACCACUUGAGCUUUUUGUGUUAAACUGGCAGGUGUUUGGGCUUUUGACUAUUGAUACUAGUGCUUUUAACAGUACAGAAUAACAGCUCAAAAUGUAAAAAUAAAAACAAAUCUCAAAAUGUGACGUCCAUAGAGAGUAUACAAGAAAAUGACUCUCUCUUAUGUGAUUAACAACUUUGAUAUUUGUUCAGACACUGUCACAAUUUGUUGUCAAUCUCCAUACUUUAUGAAAACAUGGAGAGCUGACCAGGACGAUGACUUCUGGUUCCGUAUUUUAGUUUUAUUAGAUUUAUUUUGCAGAGAUAUGUUUAAUAUUUAUCUAUUCUCAUCACAGUUCCAGAUUUAUUGUUUAUGUAACUGUAAAUCAUUUAGCUGUAUACAAAUAAUAGUUUGUGACUAAUAUGUUUUUAUUUUUUAAAAUACAAAAAAAAAAAAAAAGAAAAAAGCUACAAACUGUACUGUACUUUCAAUUUUGGGAAUAUACUCCAAAUGUUUAAAAAUUAAUACAAUUCUUUUACAUUUUUUGGGUAUGUUUGUUGCAUUUCAGUCAACUGUUUUAAUGCACUUUUGGGAUGUGAAUUUCAAUUUUUAAGACUUGAGUUGCUCUUUAAUUUUCAUAGGGAGACUAUACCUAAUCUGGUAAUAUUUGUUCUUAUUUGAGUCUGUAGGUUAUUAUGUCUCGAAGAUCAAUAAAACAAUAGUGACUGUUAAUUUAUAUACGGUCAGCCAUUG